AUGGCUUCUACUACUGAGGAAAGAGGAAACCUUUGGGAUUAUACAAAUAUUGUAAUGAACUUCCUUUGUGGACCGCAAACACUUGAUGGUUGUUCUGCUUGCAAUCUUGAUUGGCUUCAGUACUUUGACGUUGUUAUCACUGGCAGUGCUAAGCCAAGUUUUUUCUGUGAUGAAAAUCGCACCAAUCUUUUUGAGGUUGAUCCUGAAUCUGGGAUGCUUCUUAAUACUGAUAAUGGCACUCCUAUGCCUCAGGUGGAUACUUCUUUAAGGCUGUCAUUGAUGAAUUGGAACAUGAGUUUCGUAGUUUUCCAGGGAGGAAAUGUUGGCCAUCUGCAUAAACUGCUGUCAAUAGAGUCAAGCUCCCAGGUUUUGUCUCGAUCCUUCAUUUAG
Messenger RNA from Fraxinus pennsylvanica, 390 nucleotides. NCBI's taxonomy places the organism in Eukaryota, Viridiplantae, Streptophyta, Magnoliopsida, Lamiales, Oleaceae. The record is from the annotation of a GenBank genome assembly.